UCCGGUUCUACGGUAUCGUGUGACAUGCACGCGCACAUCGUCAUCCCAAGUAUAAAAACUACCACCUUACCGGGACCUUUACCAAACGUAGUCCACUAGUCUGUAUAUCACCAUGUAUUCCAAAGUAAUACUCAUCAGCGUCGUAGUGGCGAUUUGCCAAGCUGGUGUAAUAGAUGACAGUCACAGUCACGCAAUCUCCUCGCAGAGUAUCGUCCGUCAUGACCAACCCAGCGAACGUUCACACUUCACACCAGUCUUAGAACACUCGGCUCCUAUCAUUGAACAUGCACCCUCAUAUAUCCAUCAUCCAGUACAAAUCCAGCAUGCCACCCCCAUUCUCCAACAUUCAUCUUUCCUUGAACAUAGUGCUCCAUUCGUUCAUGCCGCUCCAGUGGUUCAUACUCCGCUAGUUCAUACCGCUCCACUAGUUCAUGCUACACCUGUAGUUCAUGCUACUCCUGUAGUCCAUGCCGCUCCAGUGGUUCAUGCUGCCCCAGUAGUUCAUGCUGCUCCAGUAGUGCAAGCACCCGUGGUUCAUCAUGUAGCAUCUGCUGUUCAUCAAUCUCCAGUUAUUCAACAAGUUAACUCAGCUUCUGCCUAUGCAGAACGUGUUGAAGAGCAUGCUCCUGCCAAGUACGAAUUCUCGUACUCGGUUGAAGAUCCUAUUACUGGAGAUCACAAGUCACAACACGAGAGUCGCGAUGGCGACAUCGUGAAGGGAGAAUACUCUCUUCUCCAGCCAGAUGGCUCCAUCCGUAAAGUAGAAUACACUGCUGAUGAUCAUAAUGGUUUUAGCGCGGUGGUGCAUAACUCGGCGCCAAGCGCGCACGCCGCACAACCCGCCCCCGUGCAGGAGCGCGCGCCCCUACAACCUGCGCCCGCGCAAUAUGCCCACCACUAAACUACUAUAAACGCACACAGACUGUAUUAAUCAUAACGUAUACUAUU
Molecule: messenger RNA, 948 nt
Organism: Galleria mellonella (greater wax moth)
Lineage: Eukaryota; Metazoa; Arthropoda; Insecta; Lepidoptera; Pyralidae
Gene: CPR92
Product: cuticle protein 8-like
Exons: 4
Coding region: 113-901 (262 amino acids)
Cellular component (GO): extracellular matrix
Source: RefSeq, a predicted model, not a curated record